GUGCACCUCCGGCGGGCGGGCGCGCUCUUCUCGGCGGCCGCAGCGGGCCGGGCCGGGCCGGGCCGGGGGAUGGCGCUGCUGGACCUGGCCCUGGAGGGAAUGGCCGUCUUCGGCUUCGUCCUCUUCUUGGUGCUGUGGCUGAUGCAUUUCAUCGCCAUCGUCUACACUUGGCUACACCUCAACAAGAAAGCAACAGAUAAACAGCCUUAUAGCAAGCUCCCAGGAGUGUCUCUUCUGAAACCACUGAAAGGAGUGGAUCCUAACCUAAUCAACAAUUUAGAGACUUUCUUUGAAUUGGAUUAUCCCAAAUAUGAAGUACUUCUUUGUGUACAAGAUCAUGAUGAUCCAGCCAUUGAUGUAUGUAAGAAGCUUUUGGGAAAAUAUCCAAAUGUUGAUGCUAGAUUGUUUAUAGGUGGCAAAAAAGUUGGCAUUAACCCAAAAAUUAAUAAUUUGAUGCCUGGAUAUGAAGUUGCAAAAUAUGAUCUUAUUUGGAUUUGUGAUAGUGGAAUAAGAGUUCCAGACACACUCACUGACAUGGUUAAUCAGAUGACAGAGAAAGUAGGCUUGGUACACGGGCUGCCUUAUGUGGCUGACAGACAGGGCUUUGCUGCCACUUUAGAACAGGUAUAUUUUGGAACUUCCCAUCCAAGAUCCUAUAUCUCUGCCAAUGUAACUGGUUUCAAAUGUGUGACAGGAAUGUCCUGUUUAAUGAGAAAAGAUGUGUUAGAUCAAGCAGGAGGGCUGAUCGCAUUUGCUCAGUAUAUUGCUGAAGAUUACUUUAUGGCCAAAGCCAUAGCUGAUCGAGGUUGGAGGUUUGCAAUGUCUACUCAAGUUGCCAUGCAAAAUUCUGGCUCUUACUCAAUUUCUCAGUUUCAGUCCAGAAUGAUCAGGUGGACGAAGUUGCGAAUCAACAUGCUUCCUGCUACAAUAAUUUGUGAGCCAAUAUCAGAAUGCUUUGUGGCCAGUCUAAUAAUUGGAUGGGCAGCCCAUCAUGUUUUCAGAUGGGAUAUUAUGGUAUUUUUCAUGUGUCACUGCCUGGCAUGGUUUAUAUUUGACUACAUUCAACUCAGGGGUGUCCAGGGUGGCACGCUGUGUUUUUCAAAACUUGAUUAUGCUGUAGCUUGGUUCAUCCGGGAAUCCAUGACAAUAUACAUUUUCUUGUCUGCACUAUGGGACCCAACGAUUAGCUGGAGAACUGGUCGCUACAGGUUGCGCUGUGGAGGCACAGCUGAGGAAAUCCUAGAUGUAUAACUACAGCUUUGUGUACAGAAAGAAAGAAAAGUAUUAUAAAUUAUGUUUAUAGAAAUGCUUUUCAAGAUCUACCUUUAGUAGUUUUAUCACACAUACAUUUUGGUAUCUUGUUCUUUAACUUAUUUUUGCAUGGCACGUGCAUCUGUGGACAACAAAACACAUCCGUAGUCUUGGCCAAAAGGUACAUUUUAUUUUGUGGAAGUAGAGAAUCAAGAGAAUUGGUUCUAGGAACCUGGGUCUGAGUUUUAUUUUUUAGAAUUAAAUACAGGUAGAUAGUAUAUAUAAAUGCUCUGCAACAAACACUCUGACAGUAUCCUUCAGUGAAGAAAGUUUCUUAUUUCUUGAGAAGACUCUUAGAACAUUUAAGGGACUGUGGCAGCUUGGUUUGACAAUUUGGAAACAACUAGGUGGUAAUCCCUUUGCGUAUCUAUAUCGAGUGGUGUUAGGUUCUGAACAGCUGUAUUUGAGGUACUAACUGAGAAACUUUUUCAUGCUUUAUGCCUACCUCUUAUAGUUGUUGCAGAGCAAAUACAAACUGUAAUAAGAUAGCUAGGCCUUGCAAAAACACAUGAAAAAACUUUAAUAAAAAGAGCUGGAGUCUAGUAUUUAUAUAAAUCUGUGAGAGAGAUGUUUUUGGUCUCACUGCAAUGAACCAAAAGUGGCUGAGUUUGGUUUUUAAUUGUAGCCACAUACUAAAGGCAUCUUUGUGACCAACACUUCUCGGUUCUGUCUGGAACCAUUAUUAAUCAAUCACUGUGCUGUUAAACCUUUCCUUCCCUGCUCCUCUCCGGACCCACCCCAUCUUCCCUUGCCUUUUUUGAGGGGGUGGAGGGGUGCUUUUUAUUUCUGUGUGUAUGGAUGUUUUGAUAGUUGUGAGGGGGGAAAAUGCAUUUCAGACACAUUUCACACAUGAGCUAUUUUCUUACAGUGUGUCUUCUUGUUAAAAAGAAUGUACUUUCAUGAUACAGGUAUUUAAUAUCUUUUUUAAGUAAGUAAAUAUUCUAGCCAUCAAUAAAUAGAUUGCAGUGAAGAGUAUUAAGAGGGGACAGGAUAUGGUUAACCCUUGAAAAGAAUCAGUAUAGAACUAAGUCUACUGUGUGUGUGUGUGUGUGUGUGUGUGUGUGUGCGCGCGCGCGCGCGCGUGUGUGUGUGUGUGUGUGUGUUUUUACUAUUACAGUUAGUCUAGUCCUAUUUAAAUUGGAUUUUUGUAUUCCAGUUUGUAUGACAAAGUAGACUGCAGUGCUAGUUAUAAAUGCAUGCUGAAUUUCACUUUGCUCUACCCCAUGUGCCGCUAAACUUGCUUGUCAGGUUGUGCUUAUUAACUUGUGGUGAACUGGACUUGUUUUGUUUUUGUUUGUUUUUAAAUAUGCAAAAAUGUAAGAAACAGUGCAUAAGCCUCCCCUACCCUUAUUUUUUGGUUCUUCCUUUUCUGUGUAGUAGAGUUUUUGCUUUCCUUCCAGGAUUGGAUGGCAUGUUGUCCAUAUGAAUGCCUGCUACAAGGCUGACCUGACAAUAUGGCAGCUCUAAUUUCUAAGUGAUGACAGUCUCCAUGUCCAAGCAUAAUGAAUAGCAUAUUAGCAAUAACAUCUAUAGAAAAUGAAUACAUUUUCACUUUACUGAGCCAAUUUACUUGAUUGUCUAUUGACUUACAUACUUGGUUUAAAUGGCAGUAUAUCGAAGAAUAUGUAUAUACUUUGUAUGUGCAUAUUGUGAAGCUUCUUCUCUGGGCCAAACUGCUUUUUUGUGUGUUUUGUUUUAUUUUGUUUUGUUGCCUUAUGAUAAAUUUAUUUGAAGGGCAUUAUUUUCUUCAAGAACAAAGGCUUUAAUGAAUAUUCCUGUGUAUGUGAAAUGAAGAGUAUUUUCCCUGAGGAAAGUUGCACAGUGAAAACCAGUCUAGUUGUGACCCACUCCAUAUUUAUUGUUAACUCACUAUUACCCCCAUUGAAAUUUUGCUCACCUAAUUUGUAAUUUUGUUAGUUUGUUUUUGAAGUUGGGUUGAUGCCAUUCUUAGUGCUGCUGAAGUGAAACCUUGUUUAUUGUUAGCUUCUCGCUGGUUUCUAUAUGGGCAAUGUAACAGCAAAACCAAAAUGGCUGAACAGACUUCUUGUGCUUUGUAAAUAGAAGAUAUGUUCUGUACACGUGUUUUAUCUGUUAGUGUGGAAUAUUUCCUUGAAGUGAUGCCUCAUUUAAGUCGUCAGAAUGAGCCUUUGUUUACAAGUUUAAACAAAAAAUAGUAAGAAAUAAUAUACGUGUUGAAGAAAGCAUCACAACAGAAUUGUAGAAGUCCAAAUUUAAUAUACUGUAUAGAAAAAAAUGUGUCUAGAUGAUAUUAUGUUUUUAUUAUUUAAAAUCAUUGUUUUAAGUUUUUGUUCAAAGAAAUAAAAGUUUGAAUACAAUCAAAGCAUCA
Messenger RNA from Suncus etruscus (white-toothed pygmy shrew), 3658 nucleotides. RefSeq names its product UDP-glucose ceramide glucosyltransferase (gene UGCG). Gene Ontology annotation, molecular function: ceramide glucosyltransferase activity. NCBI's taxonomy places the organism in Eukaryota, Metazoa, Chordata, Mammalia, Eulipotyphla, Soricidae. Bases 70 to 1251 code for a protein of 393 amino acids. Gene Ontology annotation, cellular component: membrane. The transcript is spliced from 9 exons. The record is from RefSeq and is a predicted model, not a curated record. Gene Ontology annotation, biological process: glucosylceramide biosynthetic process.